AUGAGAGGUCGUCGCAUACCAUUGGCUUUGCCCAAUACGGGGACCUUACAUCGCAAGCGCAACACUUAUUAUUUGCGUGGCAUUAUUGUGAUAACCCUAGUUAUAUUUUUAUUCCUGCAGUUGCAUGCUUUUAAUUUUCCUGAAUCUCAUGAUCCCCUGCUAACCGAACCAACAAAUGACUCUGUGGAUGCCAUAUUGUCGAUGGUGCCAUCGGUGUUGCACAAAUUCUUACAACCCAAAACACGUAAUCAAACUUUAGCAGCUAGUUUACACCAAAAUGGUACACUAAUAAAUGGUCUGGGUGCUGGAGGUAUGGGCGGUGCUGGUGGUAACCUCGUUAGUUUUGUCGAUUUAUAUCAUCCACCAAAUAUCAGUGAAAUAAAACGACAAAUUGCCAAAUACAAUGAUAUGCAGUUAGUUUUAAAUGAAUACACCUUUGGUCCGUUACAAAAUGAUUCUGUGAUAAUUGUAAUACAAGUACACACUCGUAUUAUAUACCUACGCCAUUUGAUCGUGAGCCUGGCACAGGCUCGUGAUAUUUCUAGAGUUCUAUUAAUAUUUUCACAUGAUUUUUAUGAUGAAGAUAUUAACGAUUUAGUCCAGAGUAUAGACUUUUGUAAAGUUAUGCAAAUAUUUUAUCCAUAUUCAAUACAAACACAUCCAAAUGAAUUUCCUGGCGUUGAUCCGGAUGAUUGUCCGCGUGAUAUUAAAAAAGAUCAAGCAAUCAUUCGAAAAUGCAACAAUGCCUUGUAUCCAGACUUAUAUGGCCAUUAUCGGGAGGCCAAAUUUACCCAGACCAAACACCACUGGUGGUGGAAGGCGAAUCGGGUAUUCGAUCAGCUGGAAGUCACAAAAUAUCAUACAGGACUGGUGCUAUUCCUCGAAGAGGACCACUAUGUGGCCGAGGAUUUCCUGUAUCUGCUGGAAAUGAUGCAGCGGCGUACAGCAGAUCUGUGUCCCCAAUGUAAUAUUUUAUCGCUGGGUACAUAUUUGAAAACCUUUAACUACUACACAUACAAUAGCAAGUCCAAACAGAAAUCAUUUAGCAAUGCUGCAGCAGCUUCCACUUCGCUGUUAUCGUCUAACAAUCUCUUAGGAUAUCAUAGGAAUAGAAAAUCACUACAAAUAUCAUCGCAAACAGCUUUAAAGACAUCAUCCAAUAACAACAACUAUAAUAACAACAACAAUCAUAAAUUCUAUAAUGAAAAUAGUCAAAAUCAAUUGAAAUCAUAUGUGGGUGAUACACAACCCAAUUCACAACAGCAACAACAACAUGGCACCUCUUCUCUCAUCACAACCUCAACGAGCACCACAACCAAAAGCACUACUCAAAAUCAGGGUGCACAACAGACAUGGAGCUACCAUGUCCUGCCAUCAUUGUAUUCUGUCUAUCAGAAGGUUGAGGUCAUGCCCUGGAUCAGCAGUAAACACAAUAUGGGCUUUGCCUUUAAUCGCACUACCUGGACGAGCAUACGAAAGUGUGCAAAACAUUUUUGUUCGUAUGACGAUUACAACUGGGAUUGGUCGCUGCAACAUGUCUCCCAGCAAUGUUUGCAACGGAAGCUGCAUGCAAUGAUUGUCAAGGGUCCAAGGGUGUUUCACAUUGGUGAAUGCGGCGUCCAUCACAAAAAGAAAAACUGUGAAUCGAAUCAAGUCAUCUCGAAGGUACAACAGGUGUUGCGCAUUGCCCGCAAAUCGGGCCAGAUUUUCCCCAAAUCUCUAACGCUGACGGUGGCAAGUCUGAUAAAGAAGACGAAAUUGCGCAAAGGCAAUGGCGGUUGGGGUGAUCGCCGUGAUCAUGAUCUGUGCAUGAAUAUGACAUUACCAAUUAGAUGAAUUGAA
Musca vetustissima is the source of this 1842-nucleotide messenger RNA. RefSeq names its product alpha-1,6-mannosyl-glycoprotein 2-beta-N-acetylglucosaminyltransferase (gene Mgat2). The record is from RefSeq and is a predicted model, not a curated record. Gene Ontology annotation, cellular component: Golgi membrane; Golgi stack. NCBI's taxonomy places the organism in Eukaryota, Metazoa, Arthropoda, Insecta, Diptera, Muscidae. Gene Ontology annotation, biological process: oligosaccharide biosynthetic process; protein N-linked glycosylation. Gene Ontology annotation, molecular function: alpha-1,6-mannosylglycoprotein 2-beta-N-acetylglucosaminyltransferase activity. The transcript is spliced from 11 exons. Bases 1 to 1836 code for a protein of 611 amino acids.